Messenger RNA from Oryzias melastigma (Indian medaka), 1645 nucleotides. RefSeq lists its product as uncharacterized. The transcript has 3 exons. Lineage: Eukaryota; Metazoa; Chordata; Actinopteri; Beloniformes; Adrianichthyidae. Bases 50 to 664 code for a protein of 204 amino acids. The record is from RefSeq and is a predicted model, not a curated record.
UGGUCCACAAAUGAUCUUCUAGAACUUUCUGGGCUAACAGGAGGAAAGCAUGGCGCCGUGGUGGACGCUCCUCUUCUUGGUGUCCAUGGCGCCGCAGACACUCGGUCAAAGUGGAGACGAUGACGGAGGUUCAGGCUUCCUCUCUGGAAACUCCUCGCUCCGUGCUGUCGGCGACGAGCCCGGCGGGGUGAGAAGGGACCCGGUUGGAGCGGCGUCUCCACCUCUCAGCUCCGAGGCUCUGCAGGAUCCGUGCUCCGUCCGCUUCAGCACCCGGCCGUCAGCCCAGAAGCUGCAGAGAGAGGAGAUGGCCGUCCUGCAGGCCAUCCAGCGCCGAAACAAGGAGGUGAUGGAGCGGCUGGAGCACUACGUGGAGGCGGAGCUUAGUGACCAGAGUUAUGAAGACGUGAUCAAGGAAAACAUCGUCGGCGUUCAAGACGACCUCAAAGUCUGCAGCAUGGAGGUGGAGAAGGCCGAGGAGGACCUGGAGAGGGAGCUGGAGGGAGAAACGACGGACUCCAUCGCUGUGAUGCAGAAAAUCAGAACCGAGUCGUCCGCCGUGGACGGCCUGCUGCAGGCUACAGAGGGCGUGGCCCGCCGGCUGGAGAGCUCGUGGCAGAACCUGGAAGCUUCCUUCUCCAGAACCAGCACCAAACUGCACCGCUGAAGACCCGGCCCGUCUCAGCAGAGACCAGAACCAUCCUGCAGUCAUUGGAUCAGAGACUGAAACCCAGUUCAUGCUGAAACGCUCAAACUGCAUUUCCUCACAAAUGUCUCAACCUCCUACUUUCCAUUCAGGCCUCAUUUGUCGACGCGGGGAGGUCAAACAGAGCCGCUGAAUAUUUAUGAAUCCUGAGGAGGAAAUGGAGCGGUACGCUGGUUCCAGGGCGGGAAGGGGGGUCAGGAGAGGCUCAGCCGAACCGGGGGGUGGGGGGGUCUCUGCUGCAUCCAAACUGGAGAAAGUCCUUUGUAAGCAUUUCUGUUUUCCUCCUUUGGAAUUCUGAUUAUCUGUAACGUUUGAAAGAAUAAAGUUUUUUUAGUAUUUCUGGCAGAUUUAAAGUCAGUGUUUGAGUCAGCGAUCCUUUCUGGGGAGAAAAAGUACUCUUGAAGUUUACUUUAUUAGGUAUACGUCCACAAAGUACUUAAGUAUACCCCGAGUGUCCAUGUACAAGUACUAUAGGAAGUUUACUAACUAAAAGUGUCUUCAGAAGUUUACCAGCGGCCCAGCGGCCCUGUGGGAGAGUGUCUGUCCUGAGACUGGAAGGUCGUGAGUUCAAAUCCAACCCGUCACACCAAAAAUGGGAUUAGAAAUCUCCCUACUUGGGGGUUUAAACCCCCAAAUGGUUCCUGAGUACGGCUGUGUCUGCAGGUCACCCCUCCCCGUAAGGAGAACAAAUUUCACGACUCAUGGGACUUGACUUUACAAUAUAAAAAAGUAAACUUCAGUACACGGUCUCACUUUAGUAGAGACUACCUAUACUUGUAGUACAUUUACAUAUUUGCAGUUUUUGGUUGGGCUUGAAAUUUCACUUUAGACAGAACAAACUGCAAAAACAGGUCUCUUAAAAUAUGUCAAAAAGUCUUACCCCAUCUACUGAUUAUAUCUAAAAAAAGCAAAAUAAUAAAAUAAAAUACAAUGAAAAAAAAA